Molecule: messenger RNA, 1381 nt
Organism: Sardina pilchardus (European sardine)
Lineage: Eukaryota; Metazoa; Chordata; Actinopteri; Clupeiformes; Clupeidae
Gene: tp53inp2a
Product: tumor protein p53 inducible nuclear protein 2
Exons: 4
Coding region: 419-928 (169 amino acids)
Biological process (GO): autophagosome assembly; positive regulation of DNA-templated transcription
Cellular component (GO): nucleus; autophagosome
Source: RefSeq, a predicted model, not a curated record
UCAGCUGUUUGUUAUUGUGUACUUGCCUGUCUGACAUGGGGCGAUUCUCUUGACAGAAGAACACUUGCCUUUCACCAAGAGGGAAAAAAUAAUAAGCUACCUCAUUCGACGCAACCGUUAUGGUCUAUGGUCUAUAUUCAAUUGGGUUUUAGUAGGCUACAGUUUGGAUAUCAAUUUGACCGAAGGAAAAAUCCAAAGGCAGGCCUUUGGUGCACAUUGCUCUGAACAACUCCACACUUGCCACACAAAACCCCUUCCUGCCUCAACUACUUCCCCUGAGGAGACGAAGGGAUCAGGUGUGAAGGGCCUGAACAACCAGCCAGCAAGCUAACAAACCAACAAGUGGACCAGAUCAGUCAGAAAACCCCGACCCUCCUUUUCUGUCCAGCAACAACCUCACACACCCAGACUCCUAGCCAUGUUCCAGCGUCUUACAAGCCUCUUCUUCGGUAGUGCUGAGGACUCUUCCCCUGGAGUUCCGGUGCCCAGACCUCACGAGGAGGAUGAGGAGGAGUGGCAGCUCGUCAACAUCACUGAAGCAGACAUUCCCAGUGGGUCCAGCUCUCUGGCAGAUGUGGCAAUGAACCAGCCCAGCCUACCAGCGUGUCUUCCCCAGCCAAGCCAGGCCUCUGAGGAGAGUGCUGUUAGCCUCAUGAACAACACUAGCCUGGCAGAGGAAGAUGUGCCUCUUCCACUCAGACCCACGGCGGGUCGUCUGGUCCGUGGGCUGGCGUCGCAGGCUGGCGCCCUGGCUAAGGUCACACAGAUAAGCCGUGUGCAGCACGCGCAGGCACGGGCACACCGCUGCCACCUGGGCCGCAACUGCAUCCAGCGCCAGAACGGCACCCGGCAGAGGCUGCCCCGCCAUGCCACACGGCAACACCCAAAGAUGCUGCAGCAGCCGGGCCACCGCAACUUCUGCCACUGAGAAGAGCGAGAAGCACCACACACACACACACACACACACACACACUCAGCUUUUCUAGCAAGGAAGCUGUAAGCUGUAAGAAAGCGCAUAUACAACCCAGAUGCACUCACACACACAUAUUGCAUACGUACACACACACACACACACACACACACACACACAUUUUGGUUUAGGAGUUUCACAAAGUUGGAAAUAAAAACCUGCCUCAAACUCUUAAGCAUUUUGCACAGUUUACUCUUUGUUGUCAUUAAUCUGUUUCGAUCCAAUGUAGGCAACUUGAUUGUGUGUUUUUUAAAGAACGUGUUUUUGCUUGACUUUAAUGUGCCAUGUUUACAAAGAAUACAAAUUGUUUAAACCAUUAACCCACAGUACUGUCAUACAACGAGAACUGAGAGGAAUUGACAAGAUGCAAUUAUAUUGACAAACCAGGCAAUAAAUCGUGUUGUGCAGGGU